ACAAUGUCGGCUUCGGGUCCCAUAAGCAACUAUUAUGUAGAUUCCUUGAUUAGUCAUGAGAGCGAAGAGCUGCUGGCGUCCAGGUUUCCAGCGACUGGCUCGCACCCCGCCGCGGCCAGACCGUCAGGAUUAGUGCCGGAGUGCGCGGAUUUUCCGUCCUGCAGCUUUGCCCCCAAACCGGCCGUUUUUACAACUUCGUGGGCGCCCGUGCAUUCCCAGUCGUCCGUGGUCUACCACCCGUACACGCACCACCAGCCUCACAUUGGAGCUGACACCCGGUAUAUGCGCACUUGGCUGGAGCCUAUCUCCGGCGCUGUCUCCUUCCCAGGUUUUCCAGCCAGCAGCCGGCACUACGGGCUUAAACCCGACGCCUUCCACGGCCGCAGGGACUGCGGACCGGUGGAUGGACGUAGUUAUCCGGAUUAUAUGUACGGAUCCCCGGGAGAACUCAGGGACAGAACCCCGCAGACUAUUCCCUCCCCGGAAUCUGAGGCCAUCGCUUCCAACAAACACAAAGAAGAAAAGACCGAAUUGGACCCUAACAAUCCCGUGGCAAACUGGAUUCACGCACGUUCUACAAGAAAGAAAAGAUGUCCCUACACGAAAUAUCAAACGCUGGAAUUAGAAAAGGAGUUUUUGUUCAAUAUGUACCUAACUCGGGACCGCCGUUAUGAAGUGGCCAGAGUUCUUAAUCUCACGGAACGCCAAGUCAAAAUCUGGUUUCAGAACAGGAGGAUGAAAAUGAAGAAAAUGAACAAGGAGAAAACCGAUAAUAAAGACCAGCAGUGA
Varanus komodoensis (Komodo dragon) is the source of this 789-nucleotide messenger RNA. It is a transcript of the gene HOXC9, whose product is annotated as homeobox C9. NCBI's taxonomy places the organism in Eukaryota, Metazoa, Chordata, Lepidosauria, Squamata, Varanidae. Gene Ontology annotation, cellular component: nucleus. The record is from RefSeq and is a predicted model, not a curated record. Gene Ontology annotation, molecular function: DNA-binding transcription factor activity, RNA polymerase II-specific; RNA polymerase II cis-regulatory region sequence-specific DNA binding. The transcript is spliced from 2 exons. Gene Ontology annotation, biological process: regulation of transcription by RNA polymerase II; anterior/posterior pattern specification; DNA-templated transcription. The coding region runs from base 4 to 789 and encodes 261 amino acids.